This is a messenger RNA of Callorhinus ursinus (northern fur seal), 1791 nucleotides long. RefSeq names its product small integral membrane protein 10-like protein 2A. The record is from RefSeq and is a predicted model, not a curated record. NCBI's taxonomy places the organism in Eukaryota, Metazoa, Chordata, Mammalia, Carnivora, Otariidae.
UCGCCGCGGCCGGGAAGGAGGGCGUUCGCGCGGCAGCGCGGCUGGCAUCGGCGGCCGCCCAGUGAGCCCCCGCGCCGAUUGCCCUCUGCGCGCAUCUCUCGGUCCGUCGAUCGGUGGGUUGGCGCGGCCGGCUGGAAGCCUUGACCUCCCGGCACCGUGUGGGAGGCGACAUCAGACCGAUGGCGGCGGCGGCGGCGGCGGCGGCAGCGGCGGCCCUGUCGGCCCUGGGGGUGCGGCUGUCGCGCUCGGCGGCGGCCCGCGGCUCGUACGGCGCCUUCUGCAAGGGGCUCUCACGCACGCUGAUCACCUUCUUCGACCUGGCCUGGCGGCUGCGCACGAACUUCCCCUACUUCUACGUGGUGGCCUCGGUGAUUCUCAACGUCCGCCUGCAGGUACAUAUUUAGAGCAACUAACUUUGUGGCGUUCGGGGAUCCCCGAAGGAUGGCUGGCUUCCACCCCGCGGCUCCCCCGCUCUAGAGCACAGCGGCCAGUAGACUCGCACGCGCAGACUCGCCGGGCUGCCUUUCCACGGCCUUCUCUUUCCAUGUACAUGGGCGGCUAGAAAUCCUCAUUUGCGGAAAGCCUACAGUAUAACCAGAAAAGCCGAAGAUAGAGUGAAAGGGUGAUUCUCUAGGAAAUAGAUAGUUCAAGGAGCCGGAAAGAACUUUAAACUCCGAAGAUCCUCAGAAAUACUUGAGACUUUCUUGCAGCCGUAAAACACACAACAGCCCGAACGGGAGGAACCGAUGGUGGUCUCAGGAUGCCCGAAGGGGGGAAACCAGAGGAGAGGUUACUAACGACCCAGACGUAAACUAACUGCACAACGACGGUCCAACUGGGCAAGGAAAUCUUCCAAGUUAGAGUAAGAUGCGAACAGACUUCCAACAGAAUAUGGACUGAAUUCCAAGCCAUUAGCUGGAUUGCGUUGGAAGCUGGGGGAAAUUAACAACCGGAUCUGGAAGGCAUGCAUGGCCUCAUCCCCAAAGCCAAGUCGGUGGCGAACAGAAACACUACGGCCGCAAAACAAACAUUUCAAACUGGACAAGGAAAGCAGGCUUCGAACAGGAAGCUGCCUCAGACCGGGCCGGGUUUGAACAGCUGCCAGGAGUGGGAGAAAGGGAUCAGCUCGAACACCGAUCGGCACGUGCAGCGCUCGGAGAGACCAGUCAUCCCGUGCAGCUCGGCUCUUCGGCGAACCAUAUUUCAAUAAUCAUUCCGAUGGAAAAAGAAGUUACGGUUUUCCGCUCUUAGACCAAAUCUGUCAGCUAAGCAGGGAAGACUUCAUUCGUGACGGGGCUAGAACCGGAUGGGAAGGUUAGCCCCUUGGACAGUGCGCAGUCCGGGCAACAAGUGGGCAGGCAGAGAGGAGGAAAUGGAGCGGUGGCAUUAUUCUCGGGAAGCAGAAAGUCCAGAUUCUGUCUCUAGUUGAAAGAAUAAGGCAGGUUUAGGGAUCGUAUUAUUAAAGCGAACAAGGUAGCCACCGGGGGAUUUAAAAAUAGUGAUUCAGCCAAUAGUGAGGGGGGAGGGGGUUGCUGGGACAGCGGGAAGUCAAAAUUCCUUAUGUUAUCAAGUCAAAAAAGUAGUAAUAAAAGCAUAUUCUUAAGGAAGAAAGGACCUAACCACUAUACAGACAGGUGUAAACGUUUUUGCCUCUGGCUUAGUUCCCUAAGUUGAGCAGGAUGGGCAGGGAUUUACUUACUUUUCAUUAUAUGCCUUUUUUUCACUAUUGGAUUUUUUGAAAACUAUGUGUGUAUUGCUUUCAUUAAAAAGUAAAACUUACUAAAAACUGAA